AGGGUAUUUUCGUCAUAUCAUAAACCAAAAAUGAAAUGUGGAGCCUACACCUCACCUCAGAUUCCGUCAGCUUCCCUCCCCUCUGGCAAUUAACGCCAGCCUGUACUUAGCUGUCAUCCACCCCUGUUUUCGCAACUAAACUCAAACAUUUAUGUCAUUAAUCUCUUCCCAAACCCAAACCCUAUUCAUGUACACAUAAAUUGUGUUUUUCUAUAAAAUUCAGAGACAUGAGAAAAGCAACACGAAGACAGUGUUCAGCAUAUUGCCAUUUACACUUUUCCAAGCCGCUUUCCCUUCACGUUUUUCCAUGUAACCUCUUCUUACAUCUCUAUAUAUUCAAAACUGUGGGUUUUUGAAGAGGAAGGGCGAGUGCAAAAGAAAAUGGACCCUUGCCCUUUCGUACGACUUACCGUAGGCAAUCUUGCGUUAAAAAUUCCGGUUGCGUCUAAACCGGCUCGGUCCGUUGUUCACCCUUCUUCGUCGCCGUGUUUUUGUAAGAUUAAGCUUAAGAAUUUUCCUUUACAAACCGCCGUUGUUCCCUACAUUCCGCCGGAGAAUCAGUUCCCUGACAACCAGCUCCAAACCCUAUCCGCUACUUUCCACCUCAGCAAAGACGAUAUCAACAAACUCGCAGCGAAAUCGAUCUUUUCUGCCAAGCUUUGUCUCAAGAUAGCUAUCUAUACAGGCCGGAGAGGCACUACUUGCGGGGUUAACUCGGGCCGUCUGCUAGGGAACGUGUCGGUGCCGUUGGAUCUGGCUGGAACUGAAUCUAGGGCUUGCGUGUUCCACAAUGGCUGGAUUUCGGUUGGGAAAGAAGCUAAUAAAGGUUCCUCUGCACAGUUUCACUUGAAUGUUAAAGCGGAACCCGACCCGAGAUUCGUUUUCCAGUUUGAUGGCGAACCCGAAUGUAGUCCUCAAGUGUUUCUGAUCCGAGGAAAUAUCCGCCAACCUGUUUUCACUUGCAAAUUCAGUUUUAGAAAUACCGGUGAUCGGAAUCAGAGAUCCAGGUCGUUACAGUCGGAGGCUAGUAGCUCUCGUAGUUGGUUAAGCUCGUUUGGAAGCGAAAGGGAAAGGCCAGGAAAGGAACGAAAAGGAUGGUCAAUAACGGUCCACGACUUAUCCGGCUCACCUGUAGCUGCCGCUUCAAUGGUUACUCCUUUCGUGGCUUCACCAGGUUCGGACCGAGUAAGUCGUUCUAAUCCUGGAUCAUGGCUUAUUCUCCGUCCAGGAGAUGGCACCUGGAAACCCUGGGGCCGUCUCGAGGCUUGGCGCGAACGUGGCUCCUCUGAUGGACUUGGUUACCGUUUUGAACUCAUUCCUGAUAUGAGCUCGGCGGCUAUUGUUCUAGCCGAGUCAACACUGAACUCGGGUAAGGGAGGGAAGUUCGUUAUUGACCUAGGGUGCGGAAGCAGCGGCGGAUGUUCCAACGGACGGGCAACGCCGGGGAGUGCGACGUCGCCGGCGUGUAGUCCGAGGAGUAGUGGGGAUUUCGGGUACGGAUUAUGGCCGUUUUGCGUGUACAGAGGGUUUGUAAUGUCGGCUCGCGUGGAAGGGGAAGGCAAGUGUAGCAAGCCUUGUGUGGAGGUGAGUGUGCAACAUGUGAACUGUACGGAGGAUGCAGCUGCUUUCGUGGCUUUAGCCGCUGCUGUGGAUUUGAGUAUGGAUGCUUGCAUGCUUUUCUCUCAACGGUUAAGAAAAGAGCUCUGUAACCACCAGGAUUUACUUGGCUGAUUCGGAUUUUCCCAGCUUUUUUUUUGCUUUUUUUAAAUUUUCCUGAGUGGAUGGGUUUUAGGUUCCAUCGUGGAGAGCGAGAGUUUCUUUGAUUUACUUUUUUACCACUGACAAACAAUCUAAAAACUUUGUACAGUAGAGAAUGAAGGGAAUGGAAGGAAUGGUGAGAUUUUCAUAUUAGACACGCACGCUUUGUUCUUACCCGUGUGGCUUGUGUUGUUUUUCUUUUUCUUCUUUUAUGGGUAGAGAAAAGGGUUUUUCUUUUUUUUUUUUUUGAUAUAUUGUAGUCAAGCUGACUUAUUUUUAAUAUAUAGUAAUUAUAAUUAUUACUUACUAUUUUCUAUUUGAAUUAGAUUGUAAGGAUUGAUGAGCUGUUGUAAUGCCAUGGUUUGUCUGUUUAUAGUAGGCACAUUUCUGAUUAUCUUUGCUCCAGGUACUUAAAUAAGUAAGAUCAAAGGAUGUUUAUUUGUUUUUGGAUAUCGUGUCAAGGACGAACAAGUGGAGGGACGUUGGGGAAUGGGCAACGGAUGUGCGUGUACGUUACUGCUGCGUACUGGAGAUAUAUUUAUUUGAAGAAUUGUUUUAUGGAUGCAUGAUAGCUGUAAUCUGCUUUCAUUAGUAGGCAGAGAGAGAGAGACAGCAUACUUUGCAAAGGAUCAUAGUUUUUGUACGACUUAAUUCGUUUUUUAGUGCCAUUAAUUAUGUUUUGUUAUGACUUAAUUCGUCUAUUAGUGCCAUUAAUUAUUCAAAAGAAGAUAAUUAGCCGACUUCCAAAAGUUUUUAGCUAACAAAGGAUUCCAAUGAAUUUGUAUGCAGCAAUGGGUCGGUAGUU
Molecule: messenger RNA, 2563 nt
Organism: Durio zibethinus
Lineage: Eukaryota; Viridiplantae; Streptophyta; Magnoliopsida; Malvales; Malvaceae
Source: RefSeq, a predicted model, not a curated record